Molecule: messenger RNA, 3843 nt
Organism: Paralichthys olivaceus (Japanese flounder)
Lineage: Eukaryota; Metazoa; Chordata; Actinopteri; Pleuronectiformes; Paralichthyidae
Source: RefSeq, a predicted model, not a curated record
GUCACAUGAAGUAACCAGAAAAGCUGCUACCGCCGUCACCAGGGUGGAGCGGUGGCCGAGGCGAGGCGCUUGACUUCAAAAUUUUAUCCGGCCCGUUUUCAACACAACGGCUUGUGCGGGAGUUGACGUGACGCGGCAGUGGGGCUGUCUCUCCUCCGCGCUGCCUGCAUUCAUAAACGGAUAUGUUGAUAACCCAGCGCUGAGAGCACCGGAGCAGCGACAACAGGCGGCUCUGACCAUGGCGGAAGAGGACGACGCGAGGAUUCGGAACUUACAGUGCCUGCGGGGGAAGAUAUGUGAAGCUAAGAACCUGGGUCCAGUCUCGGGUCCAAAUCGUCAAAGGGAUCUCUGCACCUUUUGCACCAUAAGUCUGGACCAGGAGGAGGUGUUACGCACCAAGGUGUUUGACAAAAGCGUCAGCCCUUUCUAUGGCGAGGACUUCUAUUUUGAGAUCCCACGUCCAUUCCAGUGUUUAUCCUUCUACGUUUAUGCCAAGAGCGUUUUUCCAAGGGACCCAGCUGUUGGCAAGGUAUCAAUCCGGAAGGAUGAGCUGUGUAAAUACAGUGGGAAGGAGGACUGGUUCAGCCUUCAGCCAGUAGAUCCCAACUCAGAAGUCCAGGGUAAAGUCCACCUUGAGAUGCGAUUGAAUGAAGUGAUCGCAGAGAAUGGCUCAGGAGGUCAGCACUUACUAGUCAGGAUAAUAGAGUGUCAGGAGCUGCCUUUAAUCAGUGGGCAGAACUGUGACCCCUAUGCCACAGUGUCACUCGUCGGACCUGCCAGGUCUGACCAAAAGAAAACAAAGGUGAAGAAGAAAACCAGCAACCCUCAUUUUGAAGAGACCUUCUUCUUUGAGGUCACACGAUCCAGCAGCUAUUCUAAAAAGUCUCACUUCCAAGUGGAGGAGGAGGACAUUGAGAAACUUGAGCUAAAAGUUGAUUUGUGGAACAAUGAGAAUCUGGCUCAGGACGUGUUUCUUGGUGAGACGCGGGUCCCUGUCAAGAUCCUGCGGACGGACCACGUCCACAAAGCCUGGUAUCUCCUCCAGCCUAAAGGGAACGGCAGCAAGUCCAAGUCGGAUGAUUUAGGUUCCUUACGUCUGAAGCUGACCUACAUAGAAGACACUGUGCUGCCAUCUGCCUGCUACACACCACUCUGCAACCUGCUGCUCAAAUCCCCAGAUGUGAAGCCCAUCUCAGCAUCAGCAGCUCACAUCCUGGGGGACAUCUACAGAGAGCGGUACGAGGCUGUGCUGCCCGUGGUCCGACUGCUGCUCCACCACAAUCGCUUUGUGCCUUUUGUUUCUGCUGUGGCGGUGCUAGAGCUGGACAACACUCAGGAGGCUAACAUUAUAUUCCGUGGCAACUCACUGGCAACACGCUGCAUUGAUGACAUGAUGAAGAUUGUGGGAAAAAAUUACCUGGCGGUUACCCUGAAGCCUGUAAUAGAUGAGUACAUGUACGACUUCUUCAAAUCAUUCCAAGAGGACAAUUGUAUCGAAAGAGUUAAAAAGUUUCUAGACGAGAUCUCCUCGAACGUCAGCAAAGAGUCUAGUGGGCUGGAGGACGCAGUGGUUCUCAAGGAGGGGGAAGUACAGAAACGUGCCCAGGGGAGGAAACGCCUGGGGAAGAAAAACUUCAAGAAGCGAUGGCUGAGAGUGACCAACAGGGAGCUCUCCUACCACAAACACAAAGGGAAAGAGGCCCUCUGCAUUAUCAACGUCAAAAAUAUCCAGGCGGUGGAGAAACUGGAUGAAAGUGCCUUUAACCGCAAAAAUAUGUUUCAGGUGGUCCACUCUGAGAAGCCUCUGUACGUACAGGCAGGAAACUGUGUGGAGGCCAGCGAGUGGCUGGAUGUCCUGGGUCAGGUCACACGCUGCAAUGAGGGACGCUUGGCCAACUUCCACAUUUCUAAUUACAGUGCUGGAGCCUGGCAGUGCUGCAAAAACCAGAACAACAACGCACCAGGGUGCAAGCCCUGCACAACCACUGUGUUGGCCAACCUACAGCUUGACAUAGACUGUGACCGGGAAACAGAGCGAAUUUUCUCCCUUCUUUCUUCAAACGACACCAAACUGCAGGACAUGGAGGAUGCAUGUGCCAGUAUGGCAGUGUACCAGGGCCCUCAGCGGGAGCAGGAGGAAUGCUCCAAGUUCACCAUUCAGGAACCCAAAGAGACGUUUCAGACGCUCAAACAGCUCCGCAACGUCAUGGAGGAACUUCAGAGGCAGCACAACAUCAGGAACGACACCACGGCGCAGUAUGGCAGCGUGGCCAACCCGAUAGUGGGGAAAACCUCCUAACCAGGACGGGCAGGUGUGGCCUGAGACGGUGGUACCAGCAGGUGUCAGUAGAUCACGAGCAGCGCUGCAGUGACACACUGGCGUCUCAGAGGAGUGAUGGGAGUUGUCCCUCCGAGAACAGCUGCUGUGUGUCCAGGAGAAGAACAACUGAUACACCCUGACCUCCAGACAUCUUGACUCCACCACUGCCACGUGGGAAGUGGAUGGAUUGAAAGCUUUUCCUGUGUCUCUCCUCGUGUUCUCGUGCCACCUCCUCCUCCUUCACCUCCUCACGUAAAGACACUCCCUCUCUUGAUUUACGUCCUCUUCUACGUCUCCAGCUGUAUCAAAAAGGAAUAGUUAGAAUAAGUGUGUGAAUAGGCUGCUAUUUUUUUUUUAUUCACCAAAUUUUAUAUCGACAGCUGAGUAUGCUUUCCCAAUCUUUUAACAGUUUGCUUUUCGGAGUUGAUUGAUAAUCACCACGUUUCUAGAGGAGCGUCCUCCCCUUGUGCCUGAGCACAUUUAAAAUCUUCCUCCAUUCUUAUUGUCCUUCCUCCCCUUAACAAAUGUGUAUAUAUAUACAUACAUUUUCUGAGUAGAUGAAACCGAUCUGCCUUACUUGGAUGGAUGUUUCUUUCAGAUUAAACGCUGAGGGAAUAAUGCAGAAGCACUUUAAAUAUUUGGAACUAUCCAAAUGAAAAACCAUUAGAUACUUGGUAUCAGCUUUUCCCCCAUUUGAUCAGUUACAUGAUCAUAUUUGUUUCAUUCCUGUACAAUAACAUUGACAGCCUUUAGUUUUUAAAAAUAUUUUUCUUGACCAAAGACAAUUUCAUAGUUUUGACUUGAAAAAAUGAAACAUGUAUUUUGAAUACAAAUGUUUUAAAAAUGAAUAUAUAUAUGGUUUAUGUGUACGUUUUUUUUUGUUUUUUUUGCUAACAUAUCGUUUUACUUUAGUGACUUUAGGCAAACGGAUUGCAUGCGUUCAGUUUUGAAUCCUGAUAGCACAUGACUGUGGUUUAGAGUUGUGUUUCGCUGUGAUUGUGAGUCUUAUUGGUACGUCGUACCUCAGAUCUGUGCUGUGAAGUGGAGAGCAUUGCAACAUGUCUGUAGUGGCUAAGAAAUGAAAUGCUGGAGGAACAAAUGAGCCCUGUUAUCCCUAAAUUAGCCCCAACAAUCACACCAUGUCCUUUUUUUUUAUCUCUCAGAAGAUCAGUUCAGUGCAGCUCCAGCUGUUGUACUUUAUGGUUUUAGAAAAAAUAAUAAAAUUAGAAAAGACGCGACACUCUGUUGCCUAAAACUUGUGUUUUUAAGUUUUCCUCAGCUUUUAGUCACAGCACCCCACUGCCAUAACUGCUGCCCAAACCCAAAGAGUCAAGAAAAGUCCUGUGUUGUAAAACAAAAAUAUAUGCAUUCAACCUAAAUAAUAAUAAUGCACAUAAUUACGCUGUUAAAAUGACUCAAAUUUGAGAUAAAUUCUUAUCCUAACAAUCAUAUUUUGCAGAAGUAGGGCUGCACAGUACAGUAAUAGAAACGAUUCUAUAAACUGACAGAAAGAGAUUUGCUGA